UACCGAUUGACUCGAUUCUAGGGAUCUUUCUAGCAAAUUUAGUUACGUUUCUUUCUAGUUUUCCUUUUCCGGGCGAGCGUUGUUUGUGCCUGCAAACAGAAAAUACCUUAAAAGAUGGCCAAGUCGAAGAAUCACACAAAUCACAACCAGAGCAGGAAAGCUCAUCGCAAUGGAAUCAAGAAGCCAAAGCGUAACCUGCACGAAUCGACCUUAGGUAUGGACCUGAAGUUUUUGCGUAAUCAGCGAUUCGCAAAGAAACACAACCUCAAGCCCAAGGCACAGCUGAAGAGGGCAGCAGAGCGUCAGGCUGCCAAAGAAUCUAAGAAAUAGAUUUAUUGUAAUGACUUAAUUUUAUUAUAAUAAAAACAAAAAAUCAUU
Messenger RNA from Nasonia vitripennis (jewel wasp), 378 nucleotides. RefSeq names its product 60S ribosomal protein L29 (gene RpL29). Gene Ontology annotation, biological process: cytoplasmic translation. Gene Ontology annotation, cellular component: ribosome; cytosolic large ribosomal subunit. The record is from RefSeq and is a predicted model, not a curated record. The transcript has 4 exons. Bases 115 to 330 code for a protein of 71 amino acids. Lineage: Eukaryota; Metazoa; Arthropoda; Insecta; Hymenoptera; Pteromalidae. Gene Ontology annotation, molecular function: structural constituent of ribosome.